Planococcus citri (citrus mealybug) is the source of this 1997-nucleotide messenger RNA. Its product is annotated as serine protease gd-like. The record is from RefSeq and is a predicted model, not a curated record. Gene Ontology annotation, biological process: proteolysis. The transcript has 9 exons. Gene Ontology annotation, molecular function: serine-type endopeptidase activity. Bases 380 to 1732 code for a protein of 450 amino acids. NCBI's taxonomy places the organism in Eukaryota, Metazoa, Arthropoda, Insecta, Hemiptera, Pseudococcidae.
GUUCCGUGAUGUUUUUUCAGACUUUACUUAUUAGAAUCUUGUAGGACGUUUUAAUACAGCGACUGCUGCGUUGAUGAGCCAGACACUCGUAUGCUCGUUGUCUUGUUCUUGAUCAUUUUCUUUUCUCGGAGUGUUUAACAUUGUGAUACUUACCGAAUUGAAUAAAUUUUACCGUGUAUUAAUGACGUUAUUUUAAUUGCGCGCGCAUUUGUCUCAUGAUUUAAUCAUAAGCUGCAUCUAAAAUUUAUUUGUUAGGUACAUUUCCGCGUGAAAAAUUUCUGAUACUUGGACAAUUGUAUUGUAAACAAUCAGCUGCUGCGGUGUUGUUGUUACUCGCAUAAUUAACUUCCAUAAUGUAAAAAGUCGCACGAUUUAUAAAAUGCGGUUUUGUGGUUUUAUUUUACUUGGACUAUUCGUGCAUUCUCAUGCUGCAUUCAUAUUUCCCGCCUCUCCAUGUCCGAGGGUAUUUACCUACGAAGAUGUAUCAGCUGAACGAGAUAAAUGGUACGGUGAGCUGACCCAUACACCGUCUAACACCAUUAUCGGGGUUACAAUCAGAUUUUUGUUGGACAGACCAGCCCAUCUAUUUGUGUCAUGGGACGACCCUGUAACGUCAAACGACAACCAACUUUUUAUUAUGAAUAAUAAUUCAGUUCGGAUAGAAGCGGGGGAGACUAUUCAUUACAAAGUGAUGGUAAAAUUCGACCCAUCGUUACCAGUUCCUUUCGUUCAAACAAUUCAUUUCAACGGCAGAAGAAUUUGCCCACCAGAUCUACCUCUAACCUUAUCUGUGGGAGAAGGUGUUACAAAUCCGCGACCAGAUUUGGAAUUUCCCGAUCCCUUCGAUAGUGUGCCAGACAUUCAAGGGACAAAAACUACUCGUUAUGGGAUUUACGCCAGUACUACCGAAUUAGACAGAAACCCGGCUUCCAGAGAUCCGGAUUAUCCAUGUGGUUUAGUGAAUAUCGCUGUGCCCCUCAUAACCCAUGGAGCAGUGACUUCAAAAGGUCAGUGGCCUUGGCAUGUUGCAUUAUACAGAGCAGAAGGAGUAAAUUUAAAUUUCAACUGCGGAGCUACUUUGGUUUCCAAAAAUAAAGUAAUUACUGCUGCUCAUUGCGUAACGACGGGAGAUACUGUCAAGAAACUGAUAAAUCCUAAUCAAAUUGUUUUGUACCUUGGUAAACAUAAGUUGAAUCAAUUUGUCGAAGAUGGUUCUCAAACAAGACAAGUUUCAAAAAUAGUUACUCAUCCGAGUUACAACGGAGAGAGUCAUUAUGGUGAUGUUGCAGUAUUAACUCUGUCAAAGAAUAUCGAUUACACCAAUUUUGUAAGGCCUAUUUGUAUUUGGGAAUCUGUCAAUGGAAUUUCAGAUAUUAUAGACAGAGAAGGAAGCGUAGUUGGAUGGGGCUUAGAUGAAAAUGAGCAAACAGCAGAUACAUUGAAGGUAGCCAGGUUACCUGUGGUUUCUAUGGAAACUUGUAUAAAAAGCUAUCCACUAUUUUACUCUCAGUUUACUUCAAAUGGAACUUUUUGUGCUGGAUCUCGCAACGGUACUAGUCCUUGUAAUGGAGAUAGUGGCGGUGGUAUUGUAUUCAACAGAAAUAACGUGUGGUAUUUGAGAGGACUUGUUUCACUUUCAGUCGCAAAAAAUGGAUAUUUAUGCGAUUCCAAGAAUUAUGUUGUAUUCACAGAUUUAACGAAAUUCAGCGAUUUUAUUCAGGCAAAUCUGUGAUAAUUAGAUAAUUUUCUACGCUAUAGUUAGGUGCCUAGUAGUCAUUUUUCUCGAAAGUUUAGUGUUAAAUAUUUUAUUUUGACUUCGGUUUUUUUUUUUUUUUUUGGUAAUAUGUAAAUACCUUCUUUUAUAUUUAAGUUAAUAGCGAAUGUACCUAUCUAUUGAUUUUUUCGUAUUUAUUCGAUACCUACCUACUUGUGUGUUUUUUUUCGAAGGAUUUUUACAAAAUGUAUUUUUAUAAAAUAAAUUACGUCGCGUUGAGUAA